Messenger RNA from Elaeis guineensis (African oil palm), 610 nucleotides. RefSeq lists its product as uncharacterized. Lineage: Eukaryota; Viridiplantae; Streptophyta; Magnoliopsida; Arecales; Arecaceae. The record is from RefSeq and is a predicted model, not a curated record. Gene Ontology annotation, biological process: embryo development ending in seed dormancy.
GCACAGGAUAAACCACAACCCGGAACUUGUUUCAUUAAAAAUCAAACAGUAGCAAAGAAGCGAGAGGUGAGAAAGGAAAGAAAGAGGAUGCAGGCAGCGAAGGAGAAGGUGAAGGACAUGGUGAGCGCGGCCAAGGAGAAGAUGAAAGAACACGAGGCCUCGGCGGAGGAGAAGGCCGAGAAGGCCGCCGCCCGGACGAAGGAGGAGAAGGAGAUCGCUCACGAGCGAGCCAAGGCUAAGAAGGCCCAGGCCAAGAUGGAGCUGCACCAGGAGAAGGCUCGGCAUAGGGAAGAGGCUGCUGCCCAUGCUCCCCUCUUUGGCAGCCACCACCAACCACCAGUCGGCACCGCUCCAGCUUCGGCCGCGACCACCGUCCCCACGUAUCCGGCUGGAACCGCCGCCCCCGUUUAUCCAGGCUCCGGAGUCCGCCCCACCGGCAACAAGUACCUGUAGGUUUCCGUUUUUGUACUAUGGAUGUUUGGAUAGGUUUCUGUUUUCGAGCUAUGGAUGUAUGUGCAGUCUGUAUCACUGGAGAUCCAUGUUGGAUUUUAAUCCAUUAUGAUGGUGACAGAGAGUGAAUAAUGAUUUAGUGGGAUCACUUUUAUUUUCC